Messenger RNA from Suricata suricatta (meerkat), 1485 nucleotides. RefSeq names its product olfactory receptor 8K3-like. Gene Ontology annotation, molecular function: G protein-coupled receptor activity; odorant binding; olfactory receptor activity. Lineage: Eukaryota; Metazoa; Chordata; Mammalia; Carnivora; Herpestidae. The transcript has 3 exons. The record is from RefSeq and is a predicted model, not a curated record. Gene Ontology annotation, cellular component: membrane. The coding region runs from base 178 to 1119 and encodes 313 amino acids. Gene Ontology annotation, biological process: sensory perception of smell; G protein-coupled receptor signaling pathway.
AAAUAUAAGACAGAGGCUCCAGUGUGGGCAAAAAUGACAGAAAACCUGUGUGGCAUCUCAUACUACCAAAUAUCCACAAUGUUUCAGUGACGUUUGAAAGGUGUCUGCAUCAGAGCAGUGGAGAAUACUAAAAGUCACACAUAUCUAAAGAAGGCUCAGAUGUUCUAGUAAACCUGGAUGGAAAAGCACAACCUGACAUUGAUGAAUGAAUUUAUUCUCAUGGGAAUCACACAACGUCCUGAACUGCAUGCUCCAUUAUUUGGACUCUUCCUCCUCAUCUACACAGUCUCAGUGGUGGGCAACCUGGGCAUGAUCAUCCUCACCAUGGUGGACUCCAGACUCCAAACACCCAUGUACUUCUUCCUCAAGCACCUGGCUCUCAUUGAUCUGGGUUAUUCAACAACCAUAGGGCCAAAAAUGUUAGUAAGUUUUAUUGUGGAAGAAAACACAAUUUCCUAUUAUUUGUGUGCCACACAGGGAGCACUCUACAUUAUGUUCAUCGUUAGUGAGAUUUUCAUCCUGUCGGCUAUGUCCUAUGACCGCUACGUGGCCAUCUGUAACCCUCUGCUCUAUCCAGUCAUCAUGUCACAAAGGCUGUGUCAGGUGCUGGUGGCAAUCCUCUAUCUCUACAGCACAUUUGUGUCCCUGUUUGUCACCAUAAAUAUUUUUACUUCAUCCUUCUGUGGCUACAAUAUUGUCAAUCAUUUCUACUGUGAUUGUCUUCCCUUGGUAUCCUUGCUGUGCUCAAAUAAGCAUGAAAUUGAACUGAUGAUUCUGAUUUUCUCAGUUUUUGAUUUGAUAUCAUCCCUUCUGAUGGUUGUUGUGUCUUACUUGCUGAUCUUGGCAGCCAUCAUCAGGAUGAACUCCGCUGAGGGGAGGCACAAGGCUUUUUCUACCUGUGGGUCUCACUUGACGGUGGCCACAGUGUUCUAUGGGACUAUGAUAUUUAUGUAUGUGCAGCCUGAGUCCAGUCAUUCCUUUGACACUGAUAAAGUGGCAGCCAUAUUUUACACCCUUGUUAUCCCCAUGCUGAAUCCUUUGAUCUAUAGCCUGAGGAACAGAGAUGUAAAAUAUGCUUUCCAUAGGCUAUGGAAAAAGUUAUGCAGCACCUUUCCUUAAGUUUAUUGUGUACUAUAAAUGAUAAUUAGCAUUAUACAUAUCUAUUCAUUCUUUCAGAAGGAAAAUAGAAGAUAAAUUCGUUCAUAAUAUGUAUCUAGAGAUUGAUUUCUGUGUACCAGACAUACUUUGAAGUGUUCAGCAUACACUGAAAUAACAUAUAUAUUUCAUUCUUGAGGGAAAGACAAGAAUUGUAAGCAUCAUAAUUAGGCAAUGCGUUAGUACAAGAAUGAGUCGGGGGUCUAUAACUCUCUCCAAGCAAGGAGUGUGGGGAUGCUGUGUGGCAGAGAAGAAGACUACCUGGUACAGAAAGAGUUAAAAUGACUCCUGUGUUAUUCUCAACUAUCGCAAUAAACGUUUUAGUGUCCA